Messenger RNA from Xyrauchen texanus (razorback sucker), 1236 nucleotides. Its product is annotated as cysteine-rich protein 2-like. Gene Ontology annotation, biological process: intrinsic apoptotic signaling pathway in response to DNA damage; regulation of gene expression. Bases 75 to 311 code for a protein of 78 amino acids. The record is from RefSeq and is a predicted model, not a curated record. The transcript has 4 exons. Lineage: Eukaryota; Metazoa; Chordata; Actinopteri; Cypriniformes; Catostomidae. Gene Ontology annotation, molecular function: zinc ion binding.
CUUUUGAGACACUCACAUUUCCUGCAUCUCUCAACAUCUCACGCAUCAAAAACUAUUAGCGAUCUGCUUCAGCCAUGGUGAGCUUCUGUCCUGUCUGCGGGAAGCCUGUUUAUUUUGGUGAGAAGAAGAGGUCAUUGGGACGGGAUUAUCAUCCGUUGUGUUUAAAAUGUCACAAGUGUAAAAGACUGCUAACAGCUGGCCAGCAUGCAGAGCACGAUGAGAAACCAUACUGUACUAACUGCUACAUGAGAGAUUUUGGACCUAGAGGUAACCGAAUUCCUGUUAGGAUGUUUAACACACCUGCUUCAUAAGAGAUGAAUUGUCAUCUUGAAAAAAACACACCAGACCAUCUAGAGCUACAAACAAGAACUAAGCUAGACCAUCUAGAUUUACCAACAACAUACCAACAGCAUCUGUUCUACAUUGCCACACAGGCAAAAUAAUUCUAUACUGCCUAGUUAAUAUCUACUUGCCUCAGAUUGAACUCACCACCCUUAUUUUCCAUUCGUCAUAAACUCGUGGAAUUUGCCAAAACCUUUCUACCAAAGCCAUCCAAAGUGACAUUCGCUCAGGGAACUGAGCUAUUUUAAUGUGUUCAUUCCAAAGCUGUAACUACCAUAGACAUUGGGGAAACGUCCCUCCAAAAUAUCCGCAAUAAUGGUCAAUCAGUAUAGUUUUUUAAAUGAAUAAUUCCAGUAAAUUAUCGAACUAUUACAGUCCCCCUCUUGAGUAUUUGUUUAUGCCCGUGGUUUAAUCUUUUCUUAAAAUGUUUUAUUUAUAAAUGCAUUGUCAAGAAUAUGUAUACCAUAAACUAAUUGAUUUACUUGAAACACAAUGUAAUUUUUGUGGUCUAGCACUGUUUUUUGGGGAUCAGACACUGUAAAUCAAAGGGUUACUUGUACAAGGAAGCAAAUGUAUAUACAAAGGAAAAAUUACAAUAAUUAAUCAUUGUGUCAUUUUAAUUAGGAGCAGACGCUUGCUUCCCAAACCUCUUGCUGCAUAAGUGAUGGCUGUAUCAUUUCUUUAUGUUCAGGAAUAAUGUGUAUUUAAUUUUAAGAUUUUAUCUGUUUUAUUUUUCCAUUAGUUCAUUAUACAGCAUUACACAUUUAAUUUAGAGAGCUGCCAGCUAGCAUAUUGUUAAAUCGUUCAAUCAAAACAAUAAUACCAUGUAUUUUAUCCUCAAGUCUGUAUGGGUCUAAAGAAAACAUUGUAAAAUUAAAAUGCAUUUAAAAUGAA